This is a messenger RNA of Rhagoletis zephyria (snowberry fruit fly), 468 nucleotides long. RefSeq lists its product as uncharacterized. Lineage: Eukaryota; Metazoa; Arthropoda; Insecta; Diptera; Tephritidae. The record is from RefSeq and is a predicted model, not a curated record.
AUGCAAAACUCAUCGCUCGUACUCAGCGCACGGCUAGUCGAGGAUGAUCGGGUGCUGGAACAAUUAGUCCAUAGUUUUUGGAAGCUUGAGGAGGUCCACGCGUAUGCAUCAGGCGAUGAUGAUGAAUGUGGUCGAAUAUUUGCAUCCAGACACUGCCGUACUGAUGGACGUUACAUGGUGCAGCUGCCGUUCAGCCGCGAUGCACCGAGACUUGGCGAAUCAUAUGCGCACGCUCUUCGCUUAUUUCAACGCCCAGAAAGACGUCUAGUUUGUGAUUCUGAGCUUAAAGAUAAUUACAUUAAUUUCAUACGUGUGUACAUCAGUCUUAGCCAUAUGGAACCCGUAAAUAACGUAGGUAAUCACGCAAGCGGCUACUACAUUCCCCACCACGCUGUAACCAGCAAAUUUAGAGUGGUGUUCAAUGCAUCGCCACCAACUAGUACUGGAGUGUCACUAAAUGAGGUUUAA